Molecule: messenger RNA, 1687 nt
Organism: Phoenix dactylifera (date palm)
Lineage: Eukaryota; Viridiplantae; Streptophyta; Magnoliopsida; Arecales; Arecaceae
Source: RefSeq, a predicted model, not a curated record
UCCAAACCUUUUCCAUCGCCUUCUUAGCUUUCCCACUGGUUCUCAUUCCUCCAACCCCACCUAUUUCCUUGUUCCCAAUCUGCUCUCCAUCGACUCAAGUUUCUUAUCUCCUUUUCUUCUUUGUCAUUAAAAACCGCACCUCCCUCUCUUCCUCACGAAUCAUUCUCUUCUUCGGACAUCUUCUUCGUCCCACUCCCGUCCCAUCUCUUCUCCAUUAAAUUAUUCUCAGUGCACUUUCAUUCACUGACUCUACUUGGGACAUCUUCCUUCCCAGGUUUCAGUAAAAUCCUGUUCCCCUGCUCUUCUAGCAAAUCUCAAAUCUUCUUCUCUGAGUAUUUGAACACGUUCUCUGCUUUCAUGUUCACGACUUUUAGCGCACGCCGGCAAUCUCCCAUGCUUCUAGUUUAAGCUCACCCUUCUUAUAUUUCCCACUGAAACCUCUCCUUUCCCUUCUUCAAUGGAUCCGCCGCCCCAUGACCGCCCCCAAACACCACAAUUUCUACCGCCACCCCCAACUCUUUCAAAUAGCAGCUUUCCCGUCCUAGUUACCGCCAUCUGUGGCAUCCUCGCCGCAGCCAUCCUUCUCCUCGCCUACUAUCUCUUUGUGAUCAAGUGCUUCUACAACUCGCGCCGAUCCGACGUCAUCUCCCGGCGCUCUCGCUCCUGGAUGCGCAGCGAGAACUCACUCAUGGUCUUCCCGACGACCAUCCAAAGCCGUGGCCUCGAAGAAUCUGCCAUUCGGGCAAUACCGACAUUCCGAUAUCGGAGAGCCGGUGACGGCGACGAGCAGGGGAAGAGUUCCUUCCACGAGUGUGCUGUGUGUCUCAAUGAGUUUCAAGAUGAAGAGAAGAUCAGAGUACUUCCCAACUGUUUUCAUGUCUUCCACAUAGACUGCAUUGAUACUUGGCUCCAAACAAACGCGAAUUGUCCCCUCUGUAGGUCCGACAUCACAACCACCAGCCCAAUUCCUGAUGACCGCUUAAUGGACUUUGCCUCCCACCAGAAUCUUCAACAUAGUGGGGAUAUCGUGAUAGAAAUUAGUAAUGAUGGCAGUGAUGAGGUUCAAGCAGCUAGUAGCUGCACCAAUACUGAUCCUUCUUCCAUGAAGGCGGAGCAGGGGCUUGGGCACAAGAAGGGGAGGAAGCUCUACCACACGAGCAGCAUGGGGGAUGAGUGCGUUGAUGCGAGGGAAAAAGAUGAGCAGUUCCCCAUCCAGCCCAUAAGGAGGUCCUUCUCUAUGGACGCUUCAAGUGAUAGGCAGCUCUACAUGGCAGUGCAGAACAUCUUGCAGCAGAACCCGCACUUUAAAGAGGUUAGCACCGAGGAAAGCAGCAGCAGCAGCAGCAAUUCAGGGAGGAUCCGGCGAUCUUUCUUCUCGUGUGGCCCGUGCCGGAUUUCAAGGAGCGCUGUUCUUCCGAUUCGAAAUGAGGGGUGAUCGAAGAGAUUUCUCCUGCUUCUUCUCCUCCUCCUAUCAGGCUUUGGAAUAGACUAUCGUAUGAACAUAAAGCGAGCUCAUAUUGGAACUGAACUUUAGAUGAAGUGUAUAAGCUUUUUUUUCUUUUCUUUUUUUUGAUGAUAAUGCAGAGUAUAAGCUUAGUUAUGUUUUUGUAUGGCAGCAUUGCCUGAAUCAUAAUAGGUUAAAAGUUUUCUUCCCCUGUUUUUACUAAGCUCUGCUCCUUUCUUUCUU